This is a messenger RNA of Frankliniella occidentalis (western flower thrips), 2103 nucleotides long. Its product is annotated as glucose dehydrogenase [FAD, quinone]. The transcript has 8 exons. NCBI's taxonomy places the organism in Eukaryota, Metazoa, Arthropoda, Insecta, Thysanoptera, Thripidae. Gene Ontology annotation, molecular function: oxidoreductase activity, acting on CH-OH group of donors; flavin adenine dinucleotide binding. The record is from RefSeq and is a predicted model, not a curated record. The coding region runs from base 150 to 2069 and encodes 639 amino acids.
CCGCAUCGCCGCGCCGGCCGCAGCCUCAAGUCAGUCGAGAGGCGGAAUCGCAGCAGGACGCUUCGUCGGCGCCGUGAGUCGAGUCGAGGCGGGAUCCGGUCGUACGAGCAGCAGCACCCGACAGGACCCGAGCCGGAGCAGCGCCAGCCAUGGCCUCGCUGUACUCGCUGCUGCUGCGGCUCUUCAUCGUGUGCUUCCUGGCGCUCACGCGCUGGGUCGUCAUCCCCAUCUGGCGGCCCGACAUGGCCAGGUCGCCCGUGCAGGACGUCCAGGAGCGCGGCGUGCCGCUGCUGCACCGCUACGACUACAUUAUCGUCGGCGCCGGCUCGGCGGGCAGCGUGCUCGCCAACAGGCUGUCGGAGGACCCGUCCGUGUCCGUGCUGCUCCUGGAGGCCGGCGUGGACGAGGACCCCCUCCACGACGUGGUCGCCGCGUACCCGGUGCUACCCAACGGGCCGCACGACUGGGCCUUCAAGACCGUGCCCCAGGAGCACGCCUGCCAGUCGCUGAGGGGCAACAUGUCUUCCUGGCCGCGUGGGAAGGGACUGGGCGGGUCCAGCUCCAUCAACGCCAUGCUCUACUACAGAGGCAACCGCAGGGACUAUGACCACUGGAGGGACGAGUUCGGCCUCAAGGGAUGGGGGUACGACGACGUGCUGCCCUACUUCAAGAAGAGCGAGGACAUGAGGGACCCCGCGCUGAAGGACUCGCCCUUCCACGGCCUGGGCGGGCCCCUCACCGUCGAGCCCUACAAGUUCUACGCCGGGAUCGCGGAGGACUUUCUGGAGGCCGGCAAGGACCUGGGUCUCCCGGUGCUCGUGGACCAGAACGGCGCGGUGCAGACGGGGCUGACGCGGCCGCACGGCACGCUCAGGGACGGGCUGCGCUGCUCCACCGCCAAGGCCUUCCUGCGGCCGGCCGCGGCGCGCCCCAACCUGCACAUCAGCCUGCGCUCCACCGCGCUCAAGGUGCUGCUCACGGGGCCGGCGGAGGACCUGCGCGCCGUGGGCCUGCGCUUCCGCAAGGGCGGCGCGGAGCGCGAGGUGCUGGCCGGCCGGGAGGUGAUCCUGGCGGCCGGCGCGGUGCAGUCGCCGCAGCUGCUCAUGGUGUCCGGGCUGGGGCCGAGCGACGCGCUGCGCCGCGCCGGGGUGCCGCCCGCGCUGGACCUGCCCGGCGUGGGCGCCAACCUCCAGGACCACGUCGGCAUGGCGGGGCUCAUCUGGCUCCUGGACGGCGCGGCGCACAAGACCACCAUGGUCACGCGCAGCGCCUCCUUCCAAGGGCUGGUCGACUUCAUCCGAGGCCAGGGCGGCCCAAUGUACGGCCUGUCCAUGGGUGAGGUGCUCGGCUUCGUGAGCACGAAGUAUGCCAAUGCGUCCGACGACCACCCCGACGUGCAGAUCUUCAUGGCCAGCAUCUCGGACGCCGGCGACUGCGGCCUGGUAAACGCCGCCAACCUGGGCCUGGAGCCGUCCGUGUACGACGCGGCGUAUGGCCCCGUCCUGCUGAGGGACGCCGUCACCUGCUUGCCGAUCGUUCUGCGGCCCAAGGCCCGCGGCAGCCUCACCAUCACGGCGCCCACCAUGGACACGCCGCCCACCAUCGACCCCAUGUACCUCAGCCAUCCGGACGACGUCGGCGUCUUGGUGGAAGGGGCCAAAGUCUGCGAGAGGCUGAUGCAGACCAAGACCAUGAAGGCGAUGAACGCGCGACCCAAUCCCAACAAGUUCCCGGCCUGCGACCACCUGGAGCUGCUCUCCGACGAGCACCUCGACUGCCAAGCGCGCCAGUACACCAUGACCAUCUACCACCCGGUGGGCACGUGCCGAAUGGGCCGGCGGGACGACCCGCUGGCCGUGGUGGACGAGCGCCUGCGCGUGCGCGGCGUGCGCGGGCUCCGCGUCGUGGACGCGUCCGUCAUGCCCACCCUCCCCAGCGGCAACACCAACGCGCCCACCAUCAUGGUGGCCGAGAAGGCCGCCGACCUCAUCAAGGAAGACGCCAAAGUGCGUGACCAAGAAACCAAAACACGUUUAAAAUAUUUUGUUGCGUUCGGCGGUUGGAGCUAAAACACUUGCUUUUUUUUUUUUUUUUUUUUUUUUU